Molecule: messenger RNA, 1607 nt
Organism: Xiphophorus hellerii (green swordtail)
Lineage: Eukaryota; Metazoa; Chordata; Actinopteri; Cyprinodontiformes; Poeciliidae
Gene: kcnip1a
Product: Kv channel interacting protein 1 a
Exons: 7
Coding region: 7-765 (252 amino acids)
Biological process (GO): regulation of potassium ion transmembrane transport
Cellular component (GO): voltage-gated potassium channel complex
Molecular function (GO): potassium channel regulator activity; calcium ion binding; transmembrane transporter binding
Source: RefSeq, a predicted model, not a curated record
GCAUGCAUGCACAAUCUGUCACCCACACACAGGCAGAAACUCAUGCAUGCAGCUAAAUAUUUCUGCAGAGAAACUUCAGAUUUCCCCCUCUUUAAAGACAAAGCCGACGAUGACUUGGAGAUGACCAUUGUGUGCCAUCGGCCGGAGGGUCUCGACCAGCUUGAAGCUCAAACCAAUUUCAGUAAAAGAGAGCUCCAAGUUCUCUACCGGGGCUUCAAGAAUGAAUGUCCCAGUGGAGUUGUUAACGAGGAAACCUUCAAGCAAAUCUACUCACAGUUUUUUCCACAUGGGGGUGAGGACUGUGUGUCACCUUUGCUUCUGUGUCGACUCAUUUCGGUUUACUCACUGCCCCUUUUAUCUGUUGCUCCAGAUGCCAGCACUUACGCUCACUACCUGUUCAAUGCUUUUGACACCGGACACACAGGAUCAAUAAAGUUUGAGGACUUUGUUACAGCUUUAUCCAUCCUCCUAAGAGGUUCUGUCACAGAGAAACUCCAGUGGACCUUUAAUCUCUACGACAUCAACAGAGAUGGAUACAUCAACAAGGAGGAGAUGACAGACAUUGUCAGAGCAAUAUAUGACAUGAUGGGGAAAUACACAUACCCUGUCCUGAAAACUGAUGCACCCAAACAACAUGUGGAUGCCUUCUUCCAAAAAAUGGACAAAAAUCGAGACGGUGUCGUCACGCUUGAUGAAUUCAUCUUUUCUUGUCAAGAGGAUGAAAACAUCAUGAGGUCUCUGCAGCUUUUUGAAAAUGUCAUCUAAAAGGCAAAUGCCAGGAGGGGGUGGAGCAACAGAUGAAAACACAGAGCAAGAGACGAGGGAAGAAAAAGGAUAAGGAGAAUGAAAGACGGACAAAAGUUUGCAGGAGCCAAAAACAUUAAAACCUCAGAGUGAAGCAAAACAAGGAGCUUUAACUGCCACUUUGGGUUUAGAAAUGUAUCUCUGCUGAACAAACCUUCACUGGUUUUUGAAAUCCUCUUUCAGAUUCAUUUGGUCUUUCUCUGAGUGUCUACCUCGUCUCUGUCUCCUUCAUUUAUCACUGUUGUGGCUUACUUUCAGCUUGGACUGUAUUUGUUUUGGGGGGGGGUUUGCCACAUUUGUGUAAAUAUGCAGCCAGUCUCUCCUUUGGGCUAGUCUGUCUCUUGUUUUGAACUAAAAUGCAGCUUACAGGUGAACUAUCCUAAGAAACUAUCUGUUUACAGCAUUAUUUCAUGUAACAGUGCAGCAAAAAUGAGCAAGUUUAUGAAGCAUGUAGGGCAGAUGCCCACAUUAUACUGUAUUUAGUGUGUAUUUGCAAAGUUGUGGGCAGAACGUUUUGUCUUAAUGCUUACAUUUGAGAGCACAUAACUUUGCAGCGCUGAACUAAGUGUCCGUUAAGAUAUCAUAAGUCAGUUCCUGAGCGUUGUAACAACUAAGCUGUGUUAUAGGUAUUUAAUUGUUGUUUUUGUGGCUUUUUCUUACUGUCUGAUGUCUGUCUGUGUUUCUUAUUCUGAUACCUGUCUGUCCUGUUGUCUGAGUGGCUAUAACUCUGUAAUUAUGCUGUCUGUCUCGAUAUCUGCUGAAUAAAGAGCACAUGGGUUGGCUUACAGGUAGAGAGCAACACA